Molecule: messenger RNA, 1878 nt
Organism: Brassica napus (rape)
Lineage: Eukaryota; Viridiplantae; Streptophyta; Magnoliopsida; Brassicales; Brassicaceae
Exons: 9
Coding region: 1-1623 (540 amino acids)
Source: RefSeq, a predicted model, not a curated record
AUGAAUAAGUGUCCCCUGGUUCCUGCUUUGCCAUCAUCAACUCACCACCGACUUCAAAUGGACCCAACCGAUACCAAUUCCCAAGAGCAUGAGGGUGAUUUCAUUAACAUCACCCAGCUUUCAAAUCCGGCAGGCGAUGAAAAUGUUGAUCACCCCUCGGCGGAUGAAGUAACGAACCAAACCGAUGUUUCUCCCCCGCAAUAUUUUCUUGACUCCAAAAUUUUGUUAAAAUGUGUUGUAGGAACCGAUACAACACAAGAAACGAGCAGGAAAGAUGAUGGAUCUGAAACUGAAAAUGACGUGGGUAAAGAGAAACAUUUGGAGAAAGACCACGAGGGAAGUUGGAGCAAUGUAGAAGACAAGAAAGGUCAUGAGGAUGUGCUGAAGGAGAUAAAAAUGCCAAAGACUCAUGAUCUCUACUGUUCAAAGUGCACUCACAACAUCACCGGAACUGCUAAACUCUUUAAAAAGGGACAAGAGACUUUUCCUUAUAACAUAGAUAGAUUCGUAUUCGUUAUCAUUUUCUCGUUCAAGUACCCUUUCAUUUACAUCCCAUGGUUGUAUAACAUCACCCAAGGUAUGCAUUUAUAUACACACAUCCAGUUAAAACCAUCCAAUCUGAUCCUAUCCAUCGACCUGAAGCCAGACAAAACCAACCAGCUUCUUACUCCUGAAGAGCCAGUCAAAAGACUCAAAACCGACCAGCCUAUACCUCCUGUUUCUCCUAAAGAGCCAGUCAAACUCAACCAGCCUAAUCCUCUUCCUCCAAAAGUCCCAUCUGAUCCAAAACGGGACAAUACUUUGGCUACACUGCUAGUAAAUAUACGAGAGAAACUUUUGCCAAACCGUUUGCCAAGGCUCAGUCCCACUUCUCAGCGGUUCCUAUUGGUUUUGGUUCUGCUAUUGCUGUCAGUCAUUCUUCUGCUGACCCUGCCUUCUCGGCCAUCAGGCCCAUCACCACCAUCACCACCACCACAGCGUCCAAGUAAGCAUGGAAAUUCAAAGGAGACUGAUGUUCAGCUAGGUCCAGGAGAAAAUGUUCCAGAGAAUGGGGAAGGAGGCGACGUCUCGUUUUCCUGGCUCACAAACUUCUUGAGUAGCAAUUACCUUUCCAUAAUCUUAUUGUUGUUCCUAGCCAUUCUGGCUGUGCUCUGGCGUUCCAUGAUAGGUGAUUCCUUUAUCUUUCAUUUGCUCUUUUGUCACCUAACUUUCCUAAAUAUUUACCAAAGCCAUCAAUAUAUAUGUUGCAGAGGUCAUCCGUAUAAAGCUCUUACAACUAAAGCUAGACAUCCUGAAGAGUAUUGUAUACGGAGGUCUAAUCGAGUCCAUCACAAGCUUUGGUGUUGUAUCCUCCGCUGCUGCUUCCGGAACUUCCACUCAAUAACAGACAAGGGACGCUACCAAGAAGCUGCGAUUUUCGUCGCCGCAUCUCUGGUCUGCGUCAUAUCUCUCUCCUUUGCCAAAGCUUACGCCUUUGGCAUGGAUAAACUCAAGACCGUGGCUGCAUACACUGGAAUAGCGAUUGCUGGAUCUGCGCUUUCUUUCGUUGCAAGUCAACACGCGAGAGAUGUGUUUGCAAAGUAUGAUUUCCAUAAGCUUGCCUCUGAUUAUCUAAAAGGGUGAUUUACAGAUCACAGAAAAGUCGUUCUUUAGCUGAUCUGUCUCUUUGUUCCAUAGAACAGAGUUAUCUAUCGUUUCCUUGUGUCCCAAGUCUUUAAUGUGUGUUUGUACACGAACUAGUUUUGUUUCUCUGUAAGCAAAAGGUUCGAAUCUUAUCAAUUUAUAAUAAUAAUCAAUUUCAUUUUAGAAAAUUUCAUAUAUUAACAAAAAAAAAAACAAUCUUUAUCAAAAAUAAUUAAUUUCAUUUUCGUCAUUUUG